This is a messenger RNA of Erinaceus europaeus (western European hedgehog), 676 nucleotides long. It is a transcript of the gene C17H11orf98, whose product is annotated as chromosome 17 C11orf98 homolog. The record is from RefSeq and is a predicted model, not a curated record. NCBI's taxonomy places the organism in Eukaryota, Metazoa, Chordata, Mammalia, Eulipotyphla, Erinaceidae. The transcript is spliced from 4 exons. The coding region runs from base 109 to 480 and encodes 123 amino acids.
GGGCGGAGGGGGCGUGGUCCCUAAUCCACCUAUAGUAGGACAGAGGGGGCGUGGCUUCCACAAUCACAGCGGAAACACAGACCUGCGCCCUGAGUCCCCGGUGCAGCCAUGGCGGGCCCCGGCGGCAAGAUUAACCGACCCCGAACGGAGCUGAAGAAGAAGCUCUUCAAGCGCCGGCGGAUGCUGAACCGAGAUCGACGGCUGAAGCACCGGGUGGUCGGGGCUGUGAUCGACGCAGGCCUGACCACUCGCCACCACCUCAAGAAGCGGGCGUCCAGUGCACGUGCCAACAUCACGCUGUCAGGAAAGAAGCGCAGAAAACUCCUCCAGCAGAUCCGUCUUUCCCAGAAAGAGAAAACUUCCAUGGAAGUGGAAGCUCCUCUCAAGCCAGCCAGGACAAAUGAAUCACAGCCCAAAAGGCAAAAGAAGACAAAAGCCCCCCAAGACGUAGACAUGGAAGACCUUGAAGAUAAGAGCUAGGAGUCUCAUCAUCCUUUAUAUCAGAAGCAUCUCAACUGAAGCCAGGAGGACCAGUGACUGUUUCAGAGGACAAUGGAAAAAGCAUUUUUCUUUCUUUCAAAGAUCCCUCUUCCACAAUGGUCUACUCACUGAGACAAAAAAGGAGACUGCCUAGCAGUCAACUCCAUAUGUAAUAAAACCCUAGAGUUCUCAUUGA